Eufriesea mexicana is the source of this 864-nucleotide messenger RNA. Its product is annotated as zinc finger protein 511 lethal (2) k10201. The transcript has 3 exons. The record is from RefSeq and is a predicted model, not a curated record. NCBI's taxonomy places the organism in Eukaryota, Metazoa, Arthropoda, Insecta, Hymenoptera, Apidae. Bases 1 to 786 code for a protein of 261 amino acids.
AUGGAGGAAUUUUUACAAAAUAUAGGUGUAGGGUUAAGAUCUAUUGAUGAUCCUUUUUUUAAAGAUUCGUACAAUGCUUGCAAAAUUUUUCAACGAAAAGGUGUUACUGUUGAAGAUGAAGAAGAAUUAUGUCAUGAACUUAUAAAAGAAUUUCCAUGUUACGUUACUGGUUGUAAAGCUAUAUUUCGAACAUUAAUUGAUUUUGAGAUGCACUAUAAUACCAAUCAUCGAUAUGCAUGUAUUGAAUGUAAAAAAUCUUUGCCAAGUCCGAGAUUGCUAGACAUUCAUAUUCAAGAAACACAUGAUAAUUUCUUCAAAGUUGCAUCAAAAAAGCAACCAAUGUAUCAAUGUUAUGUUUCUGAGUGUGAUUUGAAAUUUUAUAAUUCACUUGAAAGAAGGGAUCAUUGCACCACUGUACAUAAGUUUCCAAAGAAUUUUCGAUUUGAUAGUACUCCACAUUGCAUAAAAAAUCAAUCAAAAGAUAAAAUGGACAUUGAUGAACCUGAGUUUGAAAAGAAGGAAGCUAAACCUAAAAAAAUACAGUUAAAUAAGAAUCAGAAAACAAAAAUGUUUACAACUGCAACAAAAACUGCUGUAAUAACUCCUACUAUUCAUCAAAAUCAGUUAACUGCUUCAAAUUCUGUCACAGGAACAACUUCGUUACAUUUUAUUCCCAGACAAAUACAAAAAUCAUAUACAAAUGCACUUACUAAAAAUCAGAGUAACGAAAAGAAUAUACUUGAAAAAGGAUGCAUGAUGGAUCUAGCUGAUUCAUUGCCAAAUUAAUAUUUGAUUGACAAUGCAAAUAUUCCAUAAUAAACAACAUGGUUUUAAGUACCUUUUUUAUUAUAAAUAUAUUUUAAA